Scutellospora calospora is the source of this 228-nucleotide messenger RNA. The record is from the annotation of a GenBank genome assembly. NCBI's taxonomy places the organism in Eukaryota, Fungi, Glomeromycota, Glomeromycetes, Diversisporales, Gigasporaceae.
GUUAAUAAGACAGAAGUAGAUCUUCUUAAAAAAAUAAUAGUAGAAGAGAAACAGGCUCUAGAAAAAGUUAAUAAUAUUACUAACAUGCUUGAAGAAGCAAUAUUAGCUAUACUAGUUGAUAAAUUAAAAUUAACAGAAAGUAUCUCUAAAGUAAAAGUAAUAAAGACCAAAGAUAAGGAAGAAGAAAACUCUAGUAAAAAAUACAAAUCUAUAAAGACAACAAAAUAG